AUGACAAACAGCAUCAACGACGCCGUCUCCACGUUGAUCUUGAUCGGUGAUAAUGAGUAUGUACUACGUACAUCACAAGGUCGAGUGCUGUUCGAUAACUACCGUUGCUUGGAGGCGAGUUUAAAGCAAGAAUUCGUACUCACGCUCGACAGCAGCCACAAGCAUAGAACAUCGUCACCAGAGGACGCAGCCGUCCCCAUCAUUCUUUCUACCCCUUCAACGUCUCGCUUUGAACUAUCAAUCGAUGAUACGACGUUGUCUUCAUUCGAGACCAUGCUGAGCCUCAAUUCGCCGCGGACAUUCGUCAUCAAAUUCAGACCUCCAAAGGUAUCUGAGAGCGACUAUGCCUGGGACAACUUCCAGGACCAGAUCGUUAUUCAUACAAGACUAAGUAAACUUGUGAUCCAUCUUGAGGCCUGGAAGCACGCGUUCGCGUCUGGACACGAGAGCAGUUUACUGUUCCCAGCGUCUCUACCCGAUGUAAAGACUCCGCCGUUUAGGCUCUUUGGCGCAAUCGAGCAAAACACUGGCAACGUUAACGAGCUAUCGAAGCCGAGAACACCACCAAUAGGAAAACUACCGUCGAUUUCACGACCUCCAUCCCGUAAUCGACAGUCAAGUCCCUCAGUGUCACCACGUGGUAACUCGACCAUUUUCUCAUUUGUAAACGCCGUCCCCGUUCCGCUCCCCGUCCUGACUGCAGUUCAGUCCGAGCGCGAGGCUCGAGAGGUGAUUCAGAAACUACGAAGACGGAGAAGUCAUCGUAGCAACACUGAAGUGCUGGUUCAUAGGUCUCCGACUUCAGUCGCAGAUACCACAGCGUUCCCCGAAACGUUAGCUCCUGAUACAAGUACCAAAACCGAUCUCGAAAAAUUCAACAAUCUCAUUGUUGCUGCCAAGGACCAAAUAAUGAAAGAGAAUGAACAGGCAAAGAGCGAACUAGCGUAUUAUCAGCAACUACUACCGAAGCCUCCAUUGCGCGAAUCGCCUGCAGAAAUUCAAUCUACGGUGCGAAGAGCCCGACACAAGUCUGCACCAAAUAAGCGGCCACUUAAAUUGCCAUCACUUGAGCGACCUCCGUCUACAGAAGCAGUCGCUGAUAUGAACUCAUCUGUGAACAACCAAGACAUUACUUUGGAACAAGUAUCGAAACCUCGGAAAUCAUCCGGAAACCAGAAAGGUACGAGGAAUAUCAAGCUGGAGUCUCUUUCUCGAAGACCAGAGCAACAAGAAGCCACAAAGUUACCGGUCAAGUUAAACACCCGCAAAAGCAUAUUUCAUGAUUUUGACAUUCCCGACCCUGAGGUGGAUGAUGCUCCUAUCGUUCCGGAUGAUCUUAGCGGUGUGGCGGCCUUGGAUGCAGAUGAUUAUUAG
Messenger RNA from Phytophthora nicotianae INRA-310, 1374 nucleotides. RefSeq lists its product as hypothetical. NCBI's taxonomy places the organism in Eukaryota, Oomycota, Peronosporomycetes, Peronosporales, Peronosporaceae. Bases 1 to 1374 code for a protein of 457 amino acids. The record is from RefSeq and is a predicted model, not a curated record. The transcript has 2 exons.